AUGGCGAAGAAAAAAUCGCGAGGAGGCGACUUUGCAAUCCAGGAUACCGUCACGAAAGGGCACAUUGAUUUGAAUGCCAAUUGGGAUCUGUGUUUCUUUCCGGGGCAGCGCGUUUUCAUGACUAUUAUUUUCAAUCGAAAUUUGGUUCGUAAUGCAACGUGCCCAAAAUGCAAUACACUCAACCCUGCAACUGUGGCUUUUGACGAAGAGGGUGAUAUUGAUUGUCUACGUUGCGGGCUAACAUAUCGACGUUUCUUCGAACGCUCUGAAAUUAAGAGCAUCACUAGCACCGCUAAGGCCGCACACAGGAUUGAAGAACUAAAUGCAAUAAAACCCAAGACAUUUGGGCAUCCCGAGGCAGCCCUUAAGCGAAAGAGAAACGAGGACGAAGUUGAGGAUUUUCGACAUGUAAGGCUCCGCGAUCGACCGCUUGAAUCCGAUCGGAACAGUCCGGAAAGCCCACAAGGAAGAGGUUCUCUCAGGGUUGACAAGUAA
Hyaloscypha bicolor E is the source of this 495-nucleotide messenger RNA. RefSeq lists its product as uncharacterized. The transcript has 2 exons. The record is from RefSeq and is a predicted model, not a curated record. Lineage: Eukaryota; Fungi; Ascomycota; Leotiomycetes; Helotiales; Hyaloscyphaceae. Bases 1 to 495 code for a protein of 164 amino acids.